Messenger RNA from Arabidopsis thaliana (thale cress), 4210 nucleotides. RefSeq names its product golgi alpha-mannosidase II (gene GMII). NCBI's taxonomy places the organism in Eukaryota, Viridiplantae, Streptophyta, Magnoliopsida, Brassicales, Brassicaceae. The record is from RefSeq and is marked reviewed. Gene Ontology annotation, biological process: protein N-linked glycosylation; carbohydrate metabolic process; mannose metabolic process. Gene Ontology annotation, cellular component: Golgi membrane. Gene Ontology annotation, molecular function: mannosyl-oligosaccharide 1,3-1,6-alpha-mannosidase activity; carbohydrate binding; alpha-mannosidase activity. The transcript is spliced from 4 exons. The coding region runs from base 276 to 3797 and encodes 1173 amino acids.
CCGACCCCAAAAAAAGUUACUCACCAACUUGGGCCUUAAAAAAAAGUAGCGUAUGUCGAAAAGACCAUAACACCCACUGGCAUUUACUUUCCCUUAAAAAAACAAAAAACCAAACAGGAUUCGGAAGAAAAGUCCAUCGAAUCUAAAAGACCAUCAUCCGCUUACAUAAAUCUCAGAGCAGAACACAAGUAAGAAAGAAAAAAGAAGACAACUCGAAACGACGUAGGUUUAAUUCGUUAGAUAGAAAAGAAAAAGGAAAUUCCGAGGAGGAGAAUAUGCCGUUCUCCUCGUAUAUCGGCAACAGCCGCCGUAGCUCCACCGGCGGAGGAACCGGCGGUUGGGGCCAAUCUCUUCUUCCAACAGCGUUAUCAAAGUCAAAACUAGCGAUCAAUCGAAAACCACGAAAACGAACUCUCGUAGUCAAUUUCAUCUUCGCCAACUUCUUCGUCAUCGCACUCACCGUCUCACUCCUCUUCUUCCUCCUCACUCUCUUCCACUUCGGCGUACCAGGACCGAUCUCCUCACGAUUCCUUACCUCCAGAUCCAAUCGGAUCGUCAAGCCACGGAAGAAUAUUAAUCGCCGACCCUUAAACGAUUCCAAUUCAGGCGCCGUCGUUGAUAUCACAACUAAAGAUCUAUACGAUAGGAUUGAGUUUCUUGAUACAGAUGGUGGUCCAUGGAAACAAGGUUGGAGAGUUACGUAUAAAGACGAUGAGUGGGAGAAAGAGAAGCUCAAAAUCUUCGUUGUUCCUCAUUCUCAUAACGAUCCUGGUUGGAAAUUGACUGUAGAGGAGUAUUAUCAGAGACAAUCCAGACAUAUUCUUGACACCAUUGUUGAGACUUUAUCUAAGGAUUCAAGAAGAAAGUUUAUAUGGGAGGAGAUGUCAUAUCUGGAGAGAUGGUGGAGAGACGCUUCACCUAAUAAACAAGAAGCUUUGACUAAAUUGGUUAAGGAUGGGCAGCUAGAGAUUGUUGGAGGUGGCUGGGUUAUGAAUGAUGAGGCUAAUUCACAUUAUUUUGCCAUAAUUGAACAGAUAGCAGAGGGUAAUAUGUGGCUGAAUGACACAAUUGGGGUUAUUCCUAAGAAUUCUUGGGCUAUAGAUCCCUUUGGCUAUUCAUCAACCAUGGCUUAUCUUCUCCGGCGUAUGGGUUUUGAAAACAUGCUUAUUCAAAGGACUCAUUACGAGCUCAAGAAAGACCUUGCCCAGCAUAAGAAUCUUGAAUAUAUUUGGCGUCAGAGCUGGGAUGCUAUGGAAACCACAGAUAUCUUUGUUCAUAUGAUGCCGUUUUAUUCAUACGAUAUCCCACACACUUGUGGACCAGAGCCUGCAAUUUGCUGUCAGUUUGAUUUCGCUCGGAUGCGGGGAUUUAAGUAUGAACUUUGUCCAUGGGGAAAGCACCCAGUGGAGACCACACUAGAAAAUGUGCAGGAGAGGGCAUUAAAGCUUCUGGAUCAAUACAGGAAAAAAUCCACUCUAUAUCGAACUAAUACACUUCUUAUACCUCUUGGAGAUGAUUUUAGGUACAUUAGUAUCGAUGAAGCCGAGGCUCAGUUCCGUAACUACCAGAUGUUGUUUGAUCACAUCAACUCUAAUCCUAGUCUAAACGCAGAAGCAAAGUUUGGUACUUUGGAGGAUUAUUUCAGAACAGUCCGAGAAGAAGCAGACAGAGUGAAUUAUUCUCGUCCUGGUGAGGUUGGCUCUGGUCAGGUUGUUGGUUUCCCUUCUCUGUCAGGUGACUUCUUUACAUAUGCAGAUAGGCAACAAGACUAUUGGAGUGGUUAUUAUGUUUCAAGACCUUUCUUCAAAGCUGUUGAUCGUGUGCUCGAGCAUACCCUUCGUGGAGCUGAGAUCAUGAUGUCAUUUCUGCUAGGUUAUUGCCAUCGAAUUCAAUGUGAGAAAUUUCCAACAAGUUUUACGUAUAAGUUGACUGCUGCAAGAAGAAAUCUGGCUCUUUUCCAGCACCAUGAUGGGGUAACUGGAACUGCUAAGGAUUAUGUGGUACAAGAUUACGGCACCCGGAUGCAUACUUCAUUGCAAGACCUUCAGAUCUUUAUGUCUAAAGCAAUCGAAGUUCUUCUUGGGAUCCGCCACGAGAAAGAAAAAUCUGAUCAAUCCCCAUCAUUUUUCGAGGCAGAGCAAAUGAGAUCAAAGUAUGAUGCUCGGCCAGUUCACAAGCCAAUUGCUGCCCGGGAAGGAAAUUCGCACACAGUUAUACUCUUCAAUCCAUCAGAACAGACGAGAGAGGAGGUGGUGACGGUUGUUGUUAACCGCGCUGAAAUCUCGGUUUUGGACUCAAACUGGACUUGUGUCCCUAGCCAAAUUUCUCCUGAAGUGCAGCAUGACGAUACCAAACUAUUCACCGGCAGACAUCGCCUUUACUGGAAAGCUUCCAUCCCAGCUCUUGGUCUGAGAACAUAUUUCAUUGCUAAUGGGAAUGUCGAGUGUGAGAAAGCUACUCCGUCUAAACUCAAAUACGCUUCUGAGUUUGACCCAUUUCCUUGUCCUCCUCCAUAUUCCUGCUCCAAACUGGACAACGACGUUACUGAGAUCCGAAAUGAACAUCAGACUCUUGUGUUUGAUGUGAAGAACGGAUCACUGCGGAAGAUAGUCCAUAGAAACGGAUCAGAGACUGUUGUGGGAGAAGAGAUAGGUAUGUACUCUAGUCCAGAGAGUGGAGCUUACCUGUUCAAACCAGAUGGUGAAGCUCAGCCAAUUGUUCAACCUGAUGGACAUGUAGUCACCUCUGAGGGUCUGCUGGUUCAAGAAGUCUUCUCUUACCCUAAAACCAAAUGGGAGAAAUCACCCCUCUCUCAGAAAACUCGUCUUUACACUGGAGGUAAUACGCUUCAGGAUCAAGUGGUCGAGAUAGAAUAUCAUGUUGAGCUUCUUGGUAAUGAUUUUGAUGACCGGGAAUUGAUUGUCCGGUACAAGACUGAUGUUGACAACAAGAAGGUCUUCUAUUCAGAUCUCAAUGGUUUCCAAAUGAGCAGGAGAGAAACUUAUGAUAAGAUCCCUCUUCAAGGAAACUACUACCCAAUGCCAUCUCUCGCAUUUAUCCAAGGAUCCAAUGGUCAGAGAUUCUCCGUGCACUCUCGUCAAUCUCUCGGUGUUGCAAGCCUCAAAGAGGGUUGGUUGGAGAUUAUGCUGGACAGACGGUUGGUUCGUGAUGACGGACGGGGUCUAGGGCAAGGUGUGAUGGAUAACCGCGCAAUGACCGUGGUAUUUCACCUUCUUGCGGAAUCUAACAUUUCUCAAGCAGACCCUGCUUCCAACACUAACCCGAGGAACCCUUCGCUUCUCUCUCACCUCAUAGGUGCUCACUUAAACUACCCCAUAAACACAUUCAUUGCCAAGAAACCGCAAGACAUAUCUGUGCGUGUUCCACAAUACGGUUCCUUUGCUCCUUUAGCCAAACCGUUACCAUGUGACCUCCACAUUGUAAAUUUCAAGGUUCCUCGUCCAUCCAAAUACUCUCAGCAAUUGGAAGAAGACAAGCCAAGGUUCGCUCUUAUCCUCAAUAGACGAGCUUGGGAUUCAGCUUAUUGCCAUAAAGGAAGACAAGUAAACUGCACAAGCAUGGCUAAUGAACCAGUAAACUUUUCCGACAUGUUCAAAGAUCUUGCAGCUUCAAAGGUAAAACCAACUUCACUGAAUCUCUUGCAAGAAGAUAUGGAGAUUCUUGGGUACGAUGACCAAGAGCUACCUCGAGAUAGUUCACAGCCACGGGAAGGACGUGUCUCGAUCUCUCCCAUGGAAAUACGAGCUUAUAAGCUUGAACUGCGACCUCACAAGUGAAAUACACACACUUAAGACUGAACGUUGACUAUUUAUUGGCUGGUAUGGCCUCAAACGAUCGUUGACUAUAAGAGGUUGGGCUCAGAAUCGGCUUCUUCUUGUUCACAAAAGCUGUGCCGGGAACAUGAACUGUCAAAAAGAGAGAGUAGAAGCUGGAGCAUCUCUGUGUCCAUGUAAAACUACUGUAAGGCAUUAGUUUUUUUUGGCCGGUUCUUUUUGAGACAAGUUAUAUUAAUUAGUUUUACCAUUUUGCCUGGGAUUAUUAUGUUGUGUGUAUAUAAACUAUAUGUUAUACACAUUCGAUUGAAUUGGAGUGCAAAAGAUAUGGUCCUAACUCCUUAUUCUCUAACUUCAAAUUUAUCUAUGAAGCUUGUGGAAAUUUUUCAUCUUUUAAGUACGUUUUUGCAAUGCAA